AUUCGCAUCGUCUCUCUCGAGAGCGAAGAGAGAAGAUUUCUAGUAAUCUUCCUUUCAAAACAGACAUAACAGAAUAUUAUACAUAAAACUCAUAUAUACACUCUUAAAUCUUGAUAAAUCUACAUAAAUCAAUUUCAAAACCCUAGAAGUCGAAAUUUUCAAUUGGAAACCCUAACCAAUCAGUUAAAGUGUGUUGAUUCGGUGAUUUAACGAUCGGAACGCAGUCAUGGAUAUGCGAUUUCCGUUCUCGCCGGCUGAGGUGGCCAAAGUUCGUAUGGUCCAGUUCGGAAUACUCAGUCCCGACGAAAUUAGACAAAUGUCAGUUGUGCAUAUCGAGCACGGUGAAACGACUGAGAGAGGGAAGCCGAAGCCGAGUGGUUUAAGUGACCCGAGGCUUGGGACUAUUGACCGGAAAAUGAAGUGCGAGACUUGUAUGGCUAAUAUGGCUGAGUGUCCGGGUCAUUUCGGUCACUUGGAGCUUGCCAAACCGAUGUUUCACAUUGGUUUUCUCAAGACUGUGCUCAGUAUUAUGCGGUGUGUUUGCUUUAAUUGCUCCAAAAUCCUUGCUGAUGAGGAGGAUUAUAAAUUUAAGCAAGCUCAGAAAAUCAGGAAUCCAAAAAAUAGACUUAAAAAGAUUUUAGAUUCCUGCAAGAGCAAAACUAAGUGUGAGGGUGGUGAUGAAAUAGAGUCCCAAAGCCAGGAUACUGAUGAACCACUUAAGAAGAGUAGGGGAGGUUGUGGUGCUCAACAGCCAAAGAUUACUAUUGAAGGUAUGAAAAUGAUAGCUGAAUACAAGAUCCAGAAAAAGAAAAAUGACGAUCCGGAACAGCUACCUGAGCCUGUUGAAAGGAAACAACAGCUUUCCGCCGAGAGGGUGCUAAAUGUGCUUAAGCGGAUAAGUGAUGAAGAUUGCAUGUUACUGGGCUUAAAUCCGAAGUAUGCACGCCCGGAUUGGAUGAUCCUGCAAGUUCUUCCAAUCCCUCCUCCUCCGGUCAGACCUUCUGUAAUGAUGGAUACUUCUGCUCGGAGUGAGGAUGAUUUAACACAUCAGCUGGCAAUGAUUAUCAGACACAAUGAGAAUCUAAGGAAGCAGGAGAGAAAUGGAGCUCCUGCUCACAUAAUUUCUGAAUUUGCUCAGUUGUUGCAGUUUCAUGUUGCAACAUAUUUUGACAAUGAGCUUCCUGGGCAGCCGAGGGCUACCCAGAGGUCAGGGCGUCCAAUUAAAUCAAUUUGCAGCAGGCUUAAAGCUAAGGAGGGUCGUAUUAGAGGAAAUUUAAUGGGGAAGCGUGUCGAUUUCUCUGCACGAACAGUUAUCACACCUGAUCCGACUAUCAAUAUCGAUCAACUUGGAGUGCCAUGGAGUAUAGCUUUAAAUUUAACUUACCCAGAGACUGUAACCCCUUAUAACAUUGAAAGGCUGAAGGAACUUGUUGAAUAUGGUCCUCAUCCCCCUCCUGGGAAAACUGGUGCCAAAUACAUUAUUAGAGAAGACGGUCAGAGGCUUGAUCUCCGCUACUUGAAGAAAAGUAGUGAUCAUCAUUUAGAACUUGGAUACAAGGUUGAGCGACACUUGAAUGAUGGAGAUUUUGUUUUGUUUAAUCGGCAACCAAGUCUUCACAAGAUGUCUAUUAUGGGGCAUCGAAUUAAAAUCAUGCCAUAUUCAACCUUCCGGCUGAAUCUAUCGGUCACUUCACCGUAUAAUGCUGAUUUUGAUGGAGAUGAGAUGAAUAUGCAUGUUCCACAGUCAUUUGAAACUAGGGCAGAAGUUUUGGAGUUGAUGAUGGUACCCAAAUGCAUCGUGUCUCCACAGGCAAAUCGACCAGUUAUGGGUAUUGUGCAGGAUACACUUCUAGGGUGCCGUAAGAUAACCAAGAGAGAUACCUUUAUUGAGAAGGACGUCUUUAUGAACAUUCUUAUGUGGUGGGAGGAUUUUGAUGGCAAAGUACCCGCGCCUGCCAUUUUGAAGCCUAGACCGCUUUGGACAGGAAAGCAAGUGUUUAAUCUUAUCAUCCCCAAGCAGAUAAAUCUUAUGAGGCAAUCAGCGUGGCAUGCUGAUGGUGAAACUGGACAUAUAACACCAGGAGAUACUCAGGUUCGAAUAGAGAAGGGGGAAGUCAUUACUGGUACACUUUGCAAGAAGACCCUAGGAGCUUCAACAGGAAGUCUUAUCCAUGUCAUCUGGGAGGAAGUUGGCCCAGAUGCUGCGCGCAAAUUCUUAGGACACACACAAUGGCUUGUAAACUACUGGCUUCUGCAGCAGGGUUUCAGCAUUGGUAUAGGAGAUACCAUAGCAGACGCAGCAACAAUGGAAAAAAUUAAUGAAACUAUUUCUACUGCUAAGAAUGCAGUCAAAGAAUUAAUUAGAUCAGCACAAGAUAAGGAUUUAGAACCGGAGCCUGGUCGCACUAUGAUGGAAUCAUUUGAGAACAAAGUUAAUCAGGUCUUGAACAAGGCUCGAGAUGACGCUGGAAGCAGUGCUGAAAAAAGUUUAUCAGAGAGUAACAAUUUGAAGGCAAUGGUUACAGCUGGGUCAAAAGGAAGUUUUAUUAAUAUAUCACAAAUGACUGCUUGUGUGGGACAGCAGAAUGUUGAGGGGAAGCGAAUUCCAUACGGAUUCAUUGAUCGAACACUUCCUCAUUUCACCAAGGAUGAUUAUGGACCUGAAAGUCGUGGUUUUGUGGAGAACUCUUAUCUACGAGGACUAACCCCACAAGAAUUCUUUUUUCAUGCUAUGGGAGGUCGUGAAGGUCUGAUAGACACAGCAGUCAAGACAUCUGAGACAGGUUAUAUCCAAAGGAGGCUAGUAAAAGCUAUGGAAGAUAUUAUGGUCAAGUAUGAUGGUACUGUCAGGAAUUCACUAGGGGACGUGAUCCAAUUUCUUUAUGGGGAGGAUGGUAUGGAUGCUGUUUGGAUCGAGUCUCAGAAACUGGAUUCCCUUAAAAUGAAAAAGAAUGAAUUUGACAAGGUUUUUAGGUAUGAGAUUGAUGAUGGUAACUGGAAUCCAAGUUACAUGCUUCCAGACCACGUAGAGGAUUUAAAAACAAUCCGAGAGUUCCGUAAUGUGUUUGAUGCCGAAGUCCAGAAGCUCGAGGCAGACAGAUUCCAGCUUGGUACAGAGAUCACCACAACUGGUGAUAACACCUGGCCUAUGCCUGUGAAUCUUAAGAGGCUUAUUUGGAAUGCACAGAAAACGUUCAAGGUUGAUUUGAGAAGACCUUCUGAUAUGCAUCCAAUGGAGAUUGUCGAAGCUGUUGAUAAGCUUCAGGAAAGACUGAAGGUUGUCCCUGGUGAUGAUUUGAUGAGCAUGGAAGCUCAGAAAAAUGCAACCCUCUUUUUUAAUAUUCUUCUUCGCAGUACAUUUGCAAGUAAGAGAGUAUUAAAAGAGUACAGAUUAACUCGGGAGGCAUUUGAUUGGGUCAUUGGUGAAAUAGAGUCACGUUUUCUGCAGUCGCUUGUAGCACCAGGAGAAAUGAUUGGCUGUGUUGCUGCUCAGUCUAUUGGUGAGCCUGCUACUCAAAUGACUCUCAACACUUUUCACUAUGCUGGUGUGAGUGCAAAGAAUGUGACACUUGGUGUUCCAAGGUUGCGGGAAAUUAUAAAUGUUGCCAAAAAGAUUAAAACUCCAUCAUUAUCUGUCUACUUGAAGCCUAAUGUCAGCUCUUCAAAAGAAAAGGCUAAGAAUGUACAGUGUGCUUUGGAGUAUACUACUUUGCGAAGUGUGACCCAAGCUACUGAAGUAUGGUAUGAUCCAGAUCCCAUGAGCACCAUUAUAGACGAGGAUGUUGAUUUUGUCAAGUCGUAUUAUGAAAUGCCAGAUGAAGAAAUUGAUCCAGAUAAAAUUUCCCCUUGGCUACUCCGUGUGCAGCUGAAUCGGGAAAUGAUGAUUGACAAGAAGUUGAGCAUGGCGGAUAUCGCUGAGAAAAUCAAUCUUGAGUUUGAUGAUGAUCUAACCUGCAUAUUUAAUGAUGAUAAUGCUGACAAAUUGAUUCUUCGAAUACGCAUAAUGAAUGACGAGGCUCCUAAAGGUGAAUUGCAAGAUGAAUCUGCGGAAGAUGAUGUUUUUCUCAAGAAAAUCGAGAGCAAUAUGCUCACAGAAAUGGCCCUACGUGGCAUUCCUGACAUCAACAAGGUUUUCAUCAAACAGCAGAAAACAAACAGAUUUGAUGAAAAUAAUGGAUUUGUGACUGAGCCUGAGUGGAUGCUAGACACUGAAGGAGUUAAUCUCUUGGCUGUUAUUUGUCAUGAAGAGGUUGAUGCACGAAGGACGACUAGCAAUCACUUGAUUGAAGUGAUUGAAGUUCUGGGGAUUGAAGCAGUUCGCAGGUCCUUACUGGAUGAGUUGCGAGUGGUUAUAUCUUUUGAUGGAUCUUAUGUAAAUUACAGGCACUUGGCUAUCCUCUGCGAUACCAUGACAUACCGUGGUCACCUGAUGGCCAUCACUCGUCAUGGAAUUAAUAGGAAUGACACAGGUCCAAUGAUGAGAUGUUCAUUUGAGGAAACAGUUGACAUUCUCCUUGAUGCUGCAGUUUAUGCAGAAACAGAUUACCUGAGAGGUGUUACUGAAAAUAUCAUGUUGGGUCAACUGGCACCAAUUGGCACUGGAGACUGUUCUUUGUAUUUAAAUGAGAAGAUGUUGAAACAAGCUAUUGACAUUCAGCUUCCUAGUUACAUGGACGGUCUGGACUUUGGCAUGACUCCAGCCCGGUCGCCAAUCUCGGGCACCCCAUAUCAUGAUGGAAUGAUGUCACCAAACUACAUGCUAAGCCCAAACCUUCGGCUGUCACCCAUUACUGAUGCACAAUUUUCUCCCUAUGUUGGUGGCAUGGGAUUUUCUCCUGCAUCUUCUCCAAGUUAUAGCCCCUCUUCACCUGGGUACAGCCCCUCCUCUCCUGGGUACAGCCCUGCCUCUCCUGGGUACAGCCCCGCCUCUCCUGGGUAUAGCCCUGCUUCACCUGGUUAUAGCCCCAGCUCACCAACAUAUAGUCCAAGCUCUCCAGGAUAUAGUCCUAGUAGCCCUACAUAUUCACCGACAAGUCCAUCCUACUCCCCUACCUCCCCCAGCUACAGCCCCACCUCCCCCAGCUACAGCCCCACCUCCCCAAGCUACAGCCCGACCUCCCCAAGCUACAGCCCCACCUCACCUGCCUACAGCCCCACCUCACCUGCUUACAGCCCCACCUCUCCGUCCUACAGCCCCACCUCUCCAUCCUACAGCCCGACCUCUCCGUCCUACAGCCCGAGCUCCCCGUCCUACAGCCCAACCUCCCCAUCCUACAGUCCAACCUCCCCAUCAUACAGCCCAACCUCACCUUCAUACAGUCCAACUUCUCCAUCAUAUAGUCCUACUUCUCCUGCAUACAGUCCCACAUCGCCGAGCUACAGUCCCACAUCUCCAAGCUAUAGUCCUACAUCUCCAAGCUACAACCCUUCAUCUGCAAAGUACAGCCCCUCCCUGGCAUAUUCCCCGAGCAGUCCAAGACUAUCACCAUCCAGCCCGUACAGUCCGACAUCCCCCAGUUACAGCCCUACUUCACCCUCUUAUUCCCCUACAUCUCCAUCCUAUUCCCCUUCAAGUCCAACAUACAGCCCCAGCAGUCCCUAUAAUUCUGGUGCUAGCCCGGAUUAUAGUCCAAGUUCACCACAGUACAGUCCAAGUGCUGGGUACUCACCGAGUGCACCUGGAUAUUCACCAUCCUCGACCAGCCAGUUUUCUCCUCAGGCUAGCAACAAGAAGAGCAACAAGGAAAAUGGGAAGUGAAAAACAGUUCUAUCUGCUGUAGUGUUUAUUACCAGAAUGUUUGCAUCAUAAAUCUGUUGAAGAACAGAGUGUAUUUAUUUGAAUUUUGUUCUGGACAUGCUUCCUUUGAAUUUCUAUAAUAACUUUUCAUUUAGCAGUGCA
Molecule: messenger RNA, 5899 nt
Organism: Daucus carota subsp. sativus
Lineage: Eukaryota; Viridiplantae; Streptophyta; Magnoliopsida; Apiales; Apiaceae
Product: DNA-directed RNA polymerase II subunit RPB1
Exons: 14
Coding region: 227-5758 (1843 amino acids)
Biological process (GO): transcription by RNA polymerase II
Cellular component (GO): RNA polymerase II, core complex
Molecular function (GO): DNA binding
Source: RefSeq, a predicted model, not a curated record